UGACUCCGCCGCACGGGGGCGCUGCUGGGCCGCCCGCCCGGGCCUGGCGCCGCUGGCGGCGGGAGGUGGUGGUUCUCGCUCGGGUCCGCGUCCCGCGAUCGUGAUGGCGGCGGCGACCGGCGGAGGUGGGGAGCGGAGCAGCACCCGGGACCGGCUCCUGGCGGCGCUGGAGGAUCUCGAGCUUUUGGCCAGGGAACUAAUUGAAAUUUUGGCAAUUUCAAGAAACCAGAAGCUUCCACAACCGGGAGAGGAGAGCCAGAUCCUGGAACUGCUGAUUCAGAGAGAUGGAGAGUUUCAAGAGCUAAUGAAGUUGGCAGUUGAUCAGGGGAAAAUCCAUCAUGAAAUGCAGCUUUUAGAAAAGGUAGUAGAAAAAAGGGAUAAUGAUAUUCAGCAGCUGCAGAAACAACUAAAAGAAGCAGAACACAUACUGGCAACAGCUGUUUAUCAAGCAAAGGAAAAACUGAAAUCAAUUGAAAAGGCAAGAAAAGGUGCUAUUUCCUCUGAAGAAAUAAUUAAAUAUGCCCAUAGGAUCAGUGCUAGCAAUGCUGUUUGUGCCCCUCUGACAUGGGUACCAGGGGACCCACGUAGGCCAUAUCCUACAGAUCUAGAAAUGAGGAGUGGUCUCUUGGGUCAGAUGAACAACCCAUCCACCAAUGGAGUUAAUGGACACUUACCAGGCGAUGCACUUGCAGCAGGCAGACUGCCAGAUGUGCUCGCUCCUCAGUAUCCUUGGCAGUCAAGUGAUAUGUCAAUGAACAUGCUACCUCCUAAUCAUAGUAAUGACUUCAUGUUGGAGCCUCCAGGACACAAUAAGGAAAAUGAAGAUGAUGUAGAAGUUAUGUCAACAGACUCUUCCAGCAGCAGCAGUGACUCAGACUAGGUACAAGAGGGACAGUAUCCCUAAGUAGACCUUUCCUGUGGUGAAGAUGAACUUUAUCAGGUACGCAGAGAACUCGGCAGACCCUGAGGCAGUGACAUAGUGCCCAUGUGCAAGACUUCACCGAUACUUUGGGUAAGCAUCCCAGGACCCUGGAGAUGACACCCUUUGGGGAACACUGCAGGUUCAGCUCCUUUCAGUUCAAAGUGACCCCAGAUUCUUUAUUCUUGUCAUCUAUGAUUUUUCCAGUUCUUUGAACCUGCUAAUUUGUUUACUUCAGGAGUUGCAUUUCCUGCCUCAACUAUAAUGUUCUUUCAUCUUUCCAAAGGCACUUGCCUUGGCUUUCCUUUCCUUGCUCUGUUUUGCUUAAGGAAUCAUUUUAUGACAGAUACUUUCCAGUUUUCUGAUUUGAUCAGAGGAUUACUUAUGCGCACUGUUGCUCAUGGCGGUUACAGGUUUCUGCCCUGCAACGAAGCACAGAUGACAAUUCUCUCGGCUCUUCCAUUUUGUAGAUGCAGCAAGUAUCUGAUAAAUCAGGUACUUCCUCAUUUGCCCAGACACUCUUUCAGCUAUUGCUGUCAGUAAUGCUGACACAUAUGACCAGUGUAUAUACAAAUCCCAUAAGGAUGUAGAAAUGAAAAGGACUUCUUCAGUCAGGUUUCAUCACAUAAUAUGGGACAGUGUUUUUUGUUUUAAAAGAGAAAUGAGGAAUUUGGUUUUGUCUUAGCUGUUCCUUUUGGAAGUAUUUUCAGAGUUAUUAAAAUUUCACCUCUAUUUUGCAGUCUGAAGUUAUCCAUAUACAUAUAUAUUUUAACCCUUAUUCAGUAUCAUCUUUUCCUCUUUGGUGUUUACCCCCAAUGUCUUUAUAGAGAACUGUAUGUCCUCUUUAAUUCAUGUUAAUCCCAAUACAUGUGGUCUCUCUCAAUCAUCCUAAUUAACCUUGCCUACCCCUGUUCUAGUUCACAUUGUUUCUACGUUGUUCUUAAACAUGAUCAGAAUAAUACACAAUAUUGCCAAAUGCAGUUUCUUAAUGCUUUGUACCGUGGGAUUAGUAUUUUUUUCCCUAAAUGCCCUGCCCAACAUGUCUUAUAACACAGUCACCGCUCACUAGUCUCUUUCAUCUUCUCAUUUAUAAGGACAUUCUUUUCUUGGGAUGAAAUACAAAUAGAGAUAAUUAAUAGUCAUGGAAAGUGUAAUGUACAGUCUACCCAAAACUCUUAUAUGGCUAUAUUAUAUGAUUCACUAGCUGAGAUACGGGGGAGGUGGGUGACUUUUCCAGACAUAAAUAAGAGUGAACAGAAGCAACGACCACUUCUUUUUCUGGGCUGUUUGCUAGUCUAUUAAAGGAUUAAAUGGGACCAAUAUGUUACAUCUAAGAAACAGGUAAGAAUACAGCUCUGUUCACUUAGUAUAAAAUCAGACUCUGGAUAUAAGAUGCAUCCUGAUCAGUUUCUUUACAUCAGUGCUCCAAACUAUAUACUGCUCAUGAGCAUUCUUCUCCAUGCUGGAUAACUAUAACGCCAUUUUAGGUGGAUUCUGUCUGUUAAAAGCAAUUUGGCAAGCCACAAAGUUUUAACUGUGUGUUUUGUUAUUCAGUGGCUUAGAUGUGUACAUAAUAGAUUUUCCUAUUCAGCAAAAGUACCAAAAAUCAAAGUAAAUGUAACAUUUAGUUGAAAGGAUGAAUCUUAGCAGCUAAAAACUACUGAGGAUCUUUUUUUUUGGGGGGGGGGGGAGGAGGUUUGGGGGAGUAAAAAUGCAUGACACAUACAAAACAAGUUAUUUAAGUUAGGGAUUGCUGACAGCU
This is a messenger RNA of Chroicocephalus ridibundus (black-headed gull), 2681 nucleotides long. It is a transcript of the gene MED4, whose product is annotated as mediator complex subunit 4. The record is from RefSeq and is a predicted model, not a curated record. Gene Ontology annotation, molecular function: transcription coregulator activity. Gene Ontology annotation, cellular component: core mediator complex; mediator complex. Gene Ontology annotation, biological process: regulation of transcription by RNA polymerase II. The transcript has 8 exons. Lineage: Eukaryota; Metazoa; Chordata; Aves; Charadriiformes; Laridae. Bases 104 to 880 code for a protein of 258 amino acids.